GAAUCUUUUUUUCUUUACAAAAAAUAAUCAUAAAUUGAUUCAAAUAAUAGGCAGUUACAUCCUGGAGUUCAGCCAGGACUGAAAAUCGAAAAAUGACUCAUAGUCGGGUACAAAGAAAGGGCCUUUCUAGCCACCAAAUGGGCUACCCUAUUACUACUUCGACCUACAAAUCGAACACUAAACCCGGGGUUACUAGAAAAACCCAGCACCACUUCUUCCAGAAUCGCACCCAACCGGUUGUCCCUUGUAUCGACCCGCAUGAUCUUGUCGAUGAUCACCUUGGCAUCCCCUUCAAAACUGACGUCCGUGAAGCCCCGAUCCAGACACCAAAGAAUACCCUCACGGAGGACAAACAAUUCCACCACCAUGGGGUCAUCAAUUAUCGGAAAUUGAACCCCUUUAGCCAGAAGGACUUCCCGAGAAGGGGUCAUCAGGACUAACCCGCCCGGCGAGUGAGAGCCGCUCCUAGUAGCCCUAUCCCACAUGCAAACAACCCAGCAUGAACCACCAGCCCUGGUUGUUGUGCCAUAGGAUCAGCGGCAUGAAAAGCUUUAUCCACCGUUAGCCACACCCAUUCCUCAUACUACUGGGCAAACUGGCGCAUCAAAACAGGGAUCUCAAACUGCUUACCCUCAAAGACCACCCAGUUCCGAGACCGCCAGAUCCGUCAAAGGACGGCAACCAUUCCCAUGAAAAGCGGCGGCUGAUGAAUUAAAGCCAUUAGCCUUUUAAGAAAGAGAGGGAAGGUAUGAGGAGGAAGCCCCUCCCCUAAAUGCUCUAGCCCCGAAUAGCCCCACAGGGCCUGUGCCACAGGACAAUUUAGAAACAAAUGCUCCAUCGUUUCCGGACUCUCCCAGCAAACCGGGCAUCGAUGGUGCACCGGGACCUUCUUCCCAAUGAGAGCUUCCAUAGUUGGUAAAAUUCGAUUUAGGAGCUGCCAAACAAACACCUUUAACUUAAGUGGAAUAUUAGCCUCCCACAACCGAAUCCAACUGGUCCUAUCCAUCCAAACCUAAUUUGAUAGAUAACAUAAAAUAAACAAUUACUAUAUCACUUAUCCUAAAAGUUGUGUUAGAGUGUAUAUUUACUUUAUUUUUCUAAAUAGGUAUGGGAGGGGAGUUAAAGCACAUUUGGUCACUGAGAUUACUGAAUCGGGACAUGUUUAGUCACUAGAAAAAGUUAAUAUCAAAUUUGGUCACCAUAAUUACUAAAACAGGACACAUUUAGUCACUCGCUGUUAGUUAACGUCCAACUCCGUUAAAAGAGUUCGUUAUGUGCUGACGUGGCUAACGUGAGCGCCUAGUCAGCACCGUUUUGGGCCAAAAAUGGUCAACCCGACCCGCCACGUCACUAAACCCGCCACUUAAUAAACCCAACCCAAUCCAUUAACCCAACCCGACCUAGAAAUUAAUCCUAACCCACCUAACCAGACCAGAGCCCAACCUCUCCACUUCCUCCUUCACGACUAUUCCACUUCCCAGUCCCAAUCCUCCGCCGCCGGCCCUCUCACCUCCAUGACCGUCAUCGUCCACCACCUCCAGUCCAAACUCGGUGUCGACCUCUCCCCCAAGCUCGACUUCAUUCGAUCCCAGCUACAACAACUCCUCUUCCAACAAACUCAUCCACCGCCGCCGUCGCACCAGCAGUAGCAACAACCCUUUCCUCCUCCGCCGCCGUCUUACAAAGACCGUUAUGCCCCUCACUAUCCCGCUCCCAAUUUCCUCCUCUCUUAGGGCUACCCUCCAACGCACCAAACCCCCAAUUUCUUGCUCUCUUCCGGCUACCCACCGCCGCCUCAGCAGCAACAACAACACCAACCCUUUCCUCCACCCUCUUACAAUGACUGUUAUACUCCCCCACCAAACCCCCAACUUCUUCCUCUCUUCCGGCUUCCCUCCAUCUCACUCCCCCGGCUCCGUCAAUUUGGAAUCCCCUGCACCUGCUGGUGCUCCCCUCGAGUCUCCUAAGGAGAAUAGUAAGGGUAAGAGGAAAGGCGGGGGCGGGUGGUUUGAACAAGCUCUGUGGGGUCUCGCCGAAACUUCAAGUUGUAGUCGGCCACUCUGCUCUUCCCAGGACUGAGAUUGUUAAGCAGUUAUGGGUAUACAUAAGAAAGCACAACCUCCAAGACUCGAAGGAGGUUGCUGGGACAAAGGGGUCAAGGGGGUAGCGUUAAUGGCUCCAUCUCUCCCUGCUCUCUGCUAGGGGUGUCAGUUCGGGUCGGGUUCGGUUACCCAAACCGAAACCCGAAAAACCAAAACCGAAAAUAACUAAAACCGAACCCGAACCCGAUAAGGACUUGCGAGUUCUGGUUACCCGAAACCCGAAAAUUCCUUAUCGGGUUCGGGUUCGGUUAAAGCAAAAUCGAAACCCAAAAACCCGAAAGCCUAAUAAUACGGGUUGAGUUCUAUUCAUUGGAGGUUUUUAGCCGGAACCCAAAAAACCGAUAAGCAAAACCGAACCCGAAACCGAAAAACCAAAAACCCGAAACGAACCCGAACCCGAAAAACCAAAAAUGUAUAUAAUAGGGUCGGUUUCGGGUAAACCCGAAAAAUCGAACCCGAAUUGACACCCCUACUCUCUGCUCUCUGAUUAGGUUGAUCGAAAAUGGCGAAGGGAAAGGGCUCUCGAGUAAGGAGAAGUGUUUUCGGGUAUGCAAAUGGAAACUGAUCAAUUUUGUUUUUUCUAAGAGGGCUCUGGUUUGGUUAGGUGGGUUAGGGUUUAUUUUUGGGUCGGGUCGGGUUAAUGGAUUGGGUUGGAUUUAUUACGUGUCGGGUUUAGUGACGUGGUGGGUCGGGUUUGACCAUUUCCGGCCCAAAACGGCGCUGACUAGGCGCUCACGUUAGACACGUCAGCACAUAACAGACUCUUUUAACGGAGUUGGACGGCAACUAACGGCGAGUGACUAAAUGUGUCAUGUUUUAGCAAUUAUAGUGACCAAAUUUGAUAGUAACUUUUUCUAGUGACUAAAAAUGUCCCGAUUUAGUAAUCUCAGUGACCAAAUGUGUCUUUAACCCGGUAUGGGAGGGCCAGGGGACGAAAACACAACAUUCUUUCUUACAGCCUCAAACUAGUAAUAAAAUUGGUUCUUUUUUUUGGGUAGUUAUAGCCAAUUUGGAGGGACAACGACUUUCUGGUGGCCAUUUUCAGCACCGGCUUUCAUCGAAUCUGGUCCAAUUGACUGGUCUAACUACGAGUGGACAACAUUGCCAAUAAAUAAAUAAUAUGUUACACAUUGAUUGCAAAGUAAACUUCUUAUCGUGGUUGACUUUGUUAAGAUGACAAACAAGAAAAUGAAACAUAUUACAUGUAAAAUGCUCGAUGCGUAACAAGAAAAUAAAUUUUGCCUAGCCUAUAUCGCAUUGAUUAAUUGGUCAACUCAAAUUUUUUUCUCAUAUUGCUCGAUGCUAGGUUCGAUAUGCUAAAUUAAGGAAAAAAUGGAUGAUAACAUAGAUUUGUUGUCGCCGCUUGCAUCCACGAUGAAGUUUUUGGAUAGACAACAUAAGUAAAAUUGAGAAUGUGAUCAUAAUAAAGUGACAAGUUUGAC
Linum trigynum is the source of this 3544-nucleotide messenger RNA. Lineage: Eukaryota; Viridiplantae; Streptophyta; Magnoliopsida; Malpighiales; Linaceae. The record is from the annotation of a GenBank genome assembly.